Molecule: messenger RNA, 1227 nt
Organism: Glycine soja
Lineage: Eukaryota; Viridiplantae; Streptophyta; Magnoliopsida; Fabales; Fabaceae
Product: dnaJ protein P58IPK homolog B-like
Exons: 6
Coding region: 565-1227 (220 amino acids)
Cellular component (GO): endoplasmic reticulum lumen
Molecular function (GO): protein binding
Source: RefSeq, a predicted model, not a curated record
GCUUCCAUACACUCCUCUCCCUCUCAACCCUCACCUCCUCCCCACCUUGCUCCACGCCCACGCCGCCAAGUCUUUGAAAUUAAAAAAAAAAUGUCUUGGCUCUUCAAGUCCAACCACCAAUCCACUCGUCUUUGUUGCCACAAGCCACUGCCGAUCGCCACGGCGUCAAGGACGACAUAUUGCAUAUUUUUUGCGGUGUCGCCAACUUCCUCGCUCCGCCGCCGUCAUCUUCCUCUUCUUCUUCUUCUUCUUCUUCUUCUUCUUCUUCUUCUUCUUCCUCUGCCUCCGCCGGUGAUUCCUCCUCCUCGCAAGCUCUGACCGGAAUCCGGAACGAUCUCGUGGAGAUCGGUGGAAGCUUCAAGAACUCUCUCUGGCACAUUUCCUCGAACAAAGCCAUCACCGAAAUCUCCAAGUUCGCUUCUCAGUUGUUGCAGUUGGAGCCUGAUCAACAACGGAGCAACAAUGACGACGCGGUGCUUGGAACCACGAAAGAUAUUGUUCAUUUUGUGAAGGAGAUUUUUGCGCGACCUUAGUGUUGGACCAAAUUCCCCUUGCCGCUCCAUAAUGGCUCAAAGUGCUUUGGAAACAACUCAGUCCUUCUAUGAUUCGGGCAACUUCUCAAAAUCUUUGGAAUACAUUGAUAAAGUUGUUCUUGUUUUUUCUUCAACUUGCAAUAAGGCUAAGCUUCUUAAAGUGAAAGUGUUAAUUGCUGAUAAAGAGUAUGAGAAUGCUAUUGCCGAGUCUGGUUUUCUUCUUAAGGAAGAUGAAAAUAAUUUAGAGGCAUUUUUGUUACGUGGUCGUGCACAUUACUAUUUAGCUGAUCAUGAUGUUGCCACGAGGCAUUUUCAUAAAGGUCUCCGCCUAGAUCCAGAGCAUAGUGAACUAAAAAAGGCAUAUUUUGGAUUGAAAAAUCUACUCAAAAAGAGUAAAAGUGCUAAAGAUAAUGCUAGUAAGGGUAAACUACGCAUGGCAGUGGAGGAAUUCAAAGCUGCACUUGCUGUUGACCCUAUACAUCUUGCACACAAUGUACAUCUUCAUCUUGGCUUAUGUAAAGUGCUAGUCAAGCUUGGCAGAGGAAAAGAUGCCUUGGACAGUUGUAGUGAAGCUUUUAAGAUUGAUGAGGAGCUUGUGGAAGCUCUUGUUCAGAGUGGAGAAGCUAAACUCUUAACAGAAGAUUGGGAGGGAGCUAUGGAGGAUCUGAGAUCAGCUGCUCAAAAAUCGCCUUAG